This is a messenger RNA of Lates calcarifer (barramundi perch), 2680 nucleotides long. RefSeq names its product kelch repeat and BTB (POZ) domain containing 12 (gene kbtbd12). NCBI's taxonomy places the organism in Eukaryota, Metazoa, Chordata, Actinopteri, Centropomidae. Bases 251 to 2113 code for a protein of 620 amino acids. Gene Ontology annotation, molecular function: protein binding. The record is from RefSeq and is a predicted model, not a curated record. The transcript is spliced from 6 exons.
GGUACAUAUCUUUGUCUCUUGCAAUCACUCAGACCCUCGCUGACCCCCCUGACUGACAUGUUCGGCAACAUCAACAACACAUAUAGCCUGAUGAAAAACAUGGAUAUUCACUGGUCUUUUUAGACCGAAGACAACAGCAGACAAGAGGCACUGAUGACUUUGACACAACCUCCUUACUAGUUGUUCACAAGUGCACAAAACCUCCUGUGUGACUUUGUAAAUAUUAUUAUUACUGACAAGUUGAAGCAAAAUGGAUCUUACAGCCAAACAUGGGUUGGUGCUGCUGGACCAGUUGAGGAGGAUGAGGGAGACUGAGCAUCUGACAGAUGUGGUGCUGGUGGCUGAGGGCAUCAGCUUUCCCUGUCACAGAGUUGUUCUGUCCGCCUUCAGCCCUUACUUCCGUGUUAUGUUUACAUGUGGCCUUCGCGAGUGCAACAACAGAGAAAUAUUCCUACGUGACACCCCCGCGGACAGCCUGGCUCUCCUCCUGAACUACAUGUACUGCUCAGAUCUCCCUCUCACCAACUCCAACGUACAAGGCAUCUCCAUUGCGGCUUUUCUCCUGCAGAUGGACGACGUCUUCACUCGCUGUCAGCAGCACAUGACCGAGAACAUGGAUGCCUCCAACUGCCUCGGCGUGUACUACUUUGCCCGUGACCUCGGUGCGGAGGAGCUGGCUGACCAAGCUCAGCGCUACCUGAGGCAGCACUUUGUCCAAGUCUGCCAGAGUGAGGAGGUCCUGGAGCUGGAGGCUCAUCAGCUGGGGAAGCUCCUGACCUCUGAUGACCUUAAUGUUUCCAGAGAAGAGACCAUCCUGGAUGUGGUCCUUCGCUGGGUCAAACACAGCACGCUGAUGGAUGAAGAGGUUCGCAUUCGCCACCUUCCAGAGCUCCUGAGGAAGGUUCGCCUUCCGCUGAUAAACCCUGACUACCUAAGAGAGGCGAUGAGGAGAAACACGGCCCUGCUGGCUGAUGCUGAAUGUCUGGAGAUGCUGAAUGAAGCCUUGGAGGCCACAACGAUGCAUCCCUCAGCUGCACCACGUAAACUAAAGCUGCGGUACGGCAUGGAGACCACAGAUCUGCUGCUCUGUGUCGGGAAUGAUGGCAGUGGGAUUAGGUCAAGAUAUGGCAACUUUGCUGAGCGCAGCUUUUGCUAUGCCCCAUCCACAGGCCGAACCUACUACAUCACUUCACCUCGCUAUGGAGAGGCUCUGGGGUAUGUGUGUGCCGGGGUCGUAACUGAAAGAAACGACAUUAUUGUGGCAGGAGAGGCGAGUGCGCGCAGAAUGGCCCGACAGAAGGACGUGACAGUUGAGAUCUACAGGUAUAAAGUUGAGGCCCAAGGGAGCUGGGAGCGCCUGACUUCAGCAGAGUACCGCGAUUCUUACGCCCUCGGAUCACUGGGUGACACUCUGUACCUGCUGGGUGGGCAGAUGAAGCUGAAGAACCAGUUUCUCAUCAGUAAUUGUGUAGAGCGAUGGUCUCUGCAGGGUGGACCCUGGAGGAGUGCUGCACCCCUGCCUCUGCCUUUGGCCUAUCACAGCGUGGUCAGAAUGAAAGAUCGCCUUUAUGUGAUGGGUGGUCGAACCCCACAGUCAUACCGGAUGGAUGAUGAGCCCGACCGUCUUAGUAACCGCCUUCUUGAGUACGAUCCAAACACAAACAAGUGGACAGAACUAUGUCCCAUGAAGUACUCAAAGUACCGCUGCAGUGCUGUGGUACUCAAUGGUGAAAUUUUUGUAAUGGGAGGCAUUGGCUGUGAAGGCAUGGACCGCGGCCAGUCACGCCACUGCCUCGAUGCUGUGGAGAUCUACAACGCGGAUGGAGACUACUGGAGGGAUGGCCCUCGUCUCCCAUGUGCACAGCUGUCACUGCGCACCAAUGCCUGUAAUGCAGGAGUGGUGGGAGGCAAGAUCUAUGUGUGUGGAUAUUACAAAGGAGCAGAUCGCCACGACGAUAUCACAAAGGACAUUUUAGAGCUGGACCCAUGGGAGAACCGGUGGACAGUGGUGGCUCGGCGCGCCCUGAUGCACGACAACUAUGACGUCUGCUUAGUGGCAAGCCUCAACCCAAGGGGACUCAUGUCCCCACCGGCAGACUUAGUCAAACAGUGACACCCCUGUCAGAUCAGAUCAAAGUCUGUUUGGGAGAAUUAGUGACAGAAAUCAAUUACUAAUUAUUAAUGCACUUAACGCUGGGCCAAAGGCAUUCAUUUUUUUCAAGCAGAAAAGGUCUUAGUGCUCUGCAUGAAAGAGGAUCUGCGGUUAAUGAUUUGCACGCUGUUGAAGGAGAAUAGAAAGAUAAUUUUGUAAAUAGUGUUUUUGUUGCUUUUUUUUAAUUUUAUUGUGUAACAUCUGCAGAGAAGAUUGAUCGCCUGCAGCUGGUGGUUCAUAACUGAAACAGUAUUAUUAUCAACACCAGGAAAUGGUGUCCUUUGACAGUAAACAGAUAAGAAUUAUGAGAGGUAUGAGGUAUGUUUGCUCAAGCAGAUUAAAACUGUUUUUGUGCUAAUAAACAAGCAACCUAGCAAUAUAAUGUAGCAUGGUUGUUGUGGUUUGAACACAAACACUUUUUAAUUUCUGAUUUAAAUGUGCACUUGCCAGUUUAUUAGGUAUACCUGGUUCCAACUAAUGCAGUCUUAUCCAACAGUCCUGCAAUAAAUCCUGCCUUCAUGAAUGUUA